AGAGAGAGCAGAGAGAGAGAGAGAGAGAGAGAGAGAGAGAGACAGAGAGACAGAGUAGAGAGAGAGAGAGAGAGAGAGAGAGAGAGAGAGAGAGAGAGAGAGAGAGAGAGAGAGAGAGAGAGAGAGACAGAGAGAGAGACAGAGAGAGACAGAGAGAGAGACAGAGAGAGAGAGAGACAGAGACAGAGAGAGACAGAGAGAGAGAGAGACAGA
Molecule: messenger RNA, 213 nt
Organism: Salmo salar (Atlantic salmon)
Lineage: Eukaryota; Metazoa; Chordata; Actinopteri; Salmoniformes; Salmonidae
Source: RefSeq, a predicted model, not a curated record